Messenger RNA from Oncorhynchus masou masou (cherry salmon), 8907 nucleotides. RefSeq names its product rho GTPase-activating protein 21-like. The record is from RefSeq and is a predicted model, not a curated record. NCBI's taxonomy places the organism in Eukaryota, Metazoa, Chordata, Actinopteri, Salmoniformes, Salmonidae. Gene Ontology annotation, molecular function: protein binding. The coding region runs from base 2152 to 7404 and encodes 1750 amino acids. The transcript is spliced from 19 exons. Gene Ontology annotation, biological process: signal transduction.
CUCCCCGUCUCUCUCCCUCCACAGACUAGUCUUGCAUGUCUCUGUUCUGUAGCAGUGAAUUGAGUGCGGUUGAAGGAAGCCCACAUGACGUUACCUCUUCAGAAAGUAACGUGCCUGUGCCUCCACUCUCAUCAUUAACUUUUCAUGCACAAUAGCUACUGGCAACUAGAGGUGCCCGAUAAGCAUUCUGCUGCAGGUUCAGUAGGAAGGUAAACUCAGUUCGCUGUGCUGCUACAUGUCUGUGUGUAAUGAGUAUAUGGUUAUAAGUAACAGAAAGAGGAGUACUCGCAUAGCAGUAUUGUCAUUUAAAUAAACACUGUGGAAUCAUCUUAUUAAGAGCCUUCAUUGUCUCCCUUACUCCUCAAGUCUCACUGUUGGCUUGCCACAGGUGACACCAUUUAGGAAUGAGGGUGGGUUGGAUCAUACACUGGGUAACUGUCCUGUUAAGAUAUUUCACAGAAGCCUGAAUUAAAACAAAGCAAGCUUCAGUACCUGAGCCCCUCAAGCUGGCAUACAUCAUAGAAGAGUAGAGCCUGUAAACAUCCACCUAUUCCCUCUGCUUCCUCUCCCUACCCUCCUCUUUCCUUCUCUCCCUUCCUAUUGGCUCAGCCACCUUCCUCUCUCCCUUCUCUUUUCCCAUCCCCCACUUCUCUACUCUCUCCCUCUCUCCUUCCCUUCACUGGGCUGUGUUGCACAUCUGUUGCUUUUGCUAGCGGCCGCUUGUCCACAGUGCUAGGAUAGCGGGGCGUAUGAAAAGGCUAGCCACUGCUGAGGCAGAAUAUCACGCUACUGAUGCAGCUGUGCCUGGGUUGGAGGAUUAACAUCGCGGCUCGCUGGGUGGCUGACAUUAUUAACUAGAGGAGGAGGAGAGAGACUCCAGUACACACACAGAAAACCAGCUACAGCGGAACACGUCAACAGCAGUAAAAUCAGUGGCUUAGCAAGAUCGAGACGCUGAGUGAGGGAGUGGAAGAUCAUCAAACCAGCUGUAGUCAGCUGACAGCCCCGUAGUUGUGAACAGGUUGAUGCUGCUGAGAAGGAGGGAGAGCAGAAGAGGAUGGGAAGCAGUAUCAUCUGAGCUGAAUGUAGAAUCAAGCAGCUGCUUCCGUCCUGUGAGCGAUACCAGAUAGAGUGGAUGGAGAGUGUGAGUGAUAUCAGAGAGUGGAGGCAGGGAUAGAGAGUGUGAGCGAUACCAGAUCGAGGGUAUGCAGGGAUGGAGAGUGUGAGCGAUACCAGAUAGUGGAUGGAGAGUGUGAGCGAUAACAGAUCGAGUGGAUGCAGGGAUAGAGAGUGUGAGCGAUACCAGAGAGUGGAGGCAGGGAUGGAGAGAGUGAGCGAUACCAGAGAGUGGAUGCAGGGAUAGAGAGUGAGCGAUACCAGAGAGUGGAUGCAGGGAUAGAGAGUGAGCGAUACCAGAGAGUGGAUGCAGGGAUAGAGAGUGAGCGAUACCAGAGAGUGGAUGCAGGGAUGGAGAGUGUGAGCGAUACCAGAGAGUGGAUGGAGAGUGUGAGCGAUACCAGAGAGUGGAUGCAGGGAUGGAGAGUGUGAGCGAUACCAGGCAGUAGCUCAUCCAGUAAGUGCUGUAACCUGGCUGCUGCAGUCGGCUGGAGGGAGCAACAGCGAGAUGGAGAGCUCGGUGUUGUCGGAGGCAGCAGGCUACCUCUGCUCCUGCCACCUACAGACUGGCACACACAGCUGGCAUCGCUAAUUUGACAGUCCUGCUACGGCCAACGUCCGUUCCCCAUUUUCGCUUUCCCUCGAUGUGACUGCAGCUCGGAUGGAUUUUUAGUGCUUUGACUCCAGGGCCCCGGCAUCAGUGAUCAAGACUACCACUGUUCUCUUUUCUUUUUUAUAGUGUGUGUGUGUGUGAUUUGCUGCUAGCUGUUUCCCUAUUCUUCUUCUCCUCUCACUGCUCUCAUUUUGUCCUGCUGUAACGGUAGCCUUUUUCACGGAGACCACUGAUCUGUUGCAAGACAAACAGAGAAAAGUAAUAUGGAAAGGCAUUGGACAAAUGGACGAAGGCUGCACAGCCAGCUAUACGGAAUCUACCAUCGAUGGAAUCUAUGUGUGUGAUCAUCGUUGUCUGCUGGCGUUUCGCUGGAAGGAGUGUUGAGGUAUCAUUGCUGGAGUGUUGAAAAUCUGCCUGGGAGUAUGAUAACGGAGGUUAAGUUUAGCGCUGUGAGGACAGUUGUGGGUUCUGGGCGUCUUCCGCCCCCCUCUAUCUCUGUGAGUCUCAGGUCUCGCUCGAACAGUGCCAGUGCUGUCAGCCAGAAGGCCUAUUCCCAGGAUGCGUACCUCCGAAGCCGCAGUACCUACAGUGGAAACGCCCGUCACAUCCCCGAGCCGCCCCCCAUAUGUUACCCUCGUGUAGACUUUAAGCCCCCAGGGAUGGCCCAGGCUACAGAGACCCCCUCCCCAGUUGGAGUGGGGGUACAGGGAGCAUGCCGGGGGGCAACACCACCAGACACGGGGUACCGCAUGGAGAUUCCCGUGCCCCCCUCCCCUCCUCCUCCUGCACACCCGUACCCCAAAUCCCAGACCGCGGCGUGCAUGCGCAAUGACAGCGUGAGGACUGUGGUAGUUCCUCCAGAGCUGGGCCGUAUAGGACCAGCACACAGAAUAGACUAUAGCCUGGUAGGGUCCCCUGACCCUGGCCUCAUCAGAGUGCGUCCUGGGUCUGUGUCCCACUACCCCCUGCCACGGAAAACAGACAUCUACCCCUCUGGGGCGAGCCUCCUCAAUUAUAGUGCCCCGCUACACCAGUACUCCCCCAACCCUGUCUCUCACCAAAACAUAGACUGGCGGACGUACCAGACCUACAGGGAGUACAUCGAUAACAAGAGUAUCCACGCCUAUGGCAGCCGGACCAUCCAGGAGAGACUAGAAUGCCUACGAGCCGCCAGCCAGAACACCUUCAACUCCUCCCACCACAUCCCCCGGGGUGGCUGGGGCCCCAACCCUAAGGGUCUCCGGCGCAGGAGCACCUCCCACGACCGCGCCUACCAUGGACCUCCGCCCCCCUUCCACCACAUGCCCCCCCGCAGCUCUUCCCAGGACCGUAUGAGUAUGGCGGAGCGGGGGGUCCACCCCAGGAACUGGCCUCCUCGUAGUGUGUCCCAGGAUGGGUUAACACACAAGGCCCGGGCUCGCUCCUCUGACUGUGACUAUGUGGACUCUGUGGAGCUGGGCCGGCCCAUGGUGGAUAGACGGGGCUACGCUAGCAGGCUGGACCAGGGUACCCGCCCCAGCAGGCAGAGCCUCUCCAAACAGGCUGUCCAUCACCGACCCCCUGCAGGGUAUGGUAGGGACAGCCUCCGGGGAACGCCAAUGCCCAACCCUACCCUCUAUGCUAAAGGACCAGAGCAGCUCCAGCACCAGCCUCACAGCGUUCCUAAUAUGACCCAAGACAGACCCUCUCACCUGGGGAAGAUUAUCAGCUUGGAGCCCUCCCCAACUGACCAAAGAGCUGGGGUCAAAGAUGUGAACCAUGUGAGCCAGAGCAGGGGGCGGGCGGAGACCAUGCAGCCGGCAGGGGAGGUGCCAGGGAGAGAGGUGGCAGCGGUGGUGGGCCAUAGGUCCUCGUCCUUAUCCGCCUCCCAUCAGAGACCACAGAGACUUGGGAUUCUCAAAACCUCCCACCACCACCCACCUCGCACAGAGCCCCAGGCCCAGGUGAAUGGUCGCGGCCCUUCGGCCUCAGAAUUGGGCGUCGUCCUCAGGGAAAAGCCUCCUGGGUCGGUGAAGAACCCCAGCCCCCUGCGCCACCCUUCCUACAUCCUGGCGGUGAACGAGGAGGACGGUUCGGAGCCAGCAGCGGGCUCGCUGUGCUGGCUGCCCAACGAUGCGCGGCGGGAGAUGCACAUGCGGCGGCUGAGCAAGAAGCAGGAGAAGGACCAGACCUCAUGCUCCUCCAGCAACCUGGAAGAGUCCCUCGACUCAAUCCCCUUUAUCGACGAGCCGGCUAGCCCUAGUGUUGACCAUGAGGCCACUAGCCCUAGUGUUGACCAUGAGGCCACGUCCAUUCCUGCUUCCGCCGUGAUAUCUGGCGUUCCAGCCGUACUCCCCCUGAACCCAAGCUCCUCCCCGUGCCCUUUCAUUCGCCGACAGAUGUCACAUGACCAAGAGUCUCUCAGAAAUGCUAUCCUGGAGUCUGAUGCUUCGACCCAACAAGAGCGGUCCAAAUCCUGUGACGAGGGUCUGGAUAACUACAGAGAGGAAGGCAGAGGCCGGUCCAACAGUAAACACAUGCCUGGACUGAGAGGCCUAAGAAAGGCUCUGGAUGGACACAAGUCGUCUGAUGACUCUGGUUCCAGACGGGACUCCUCUUCAGAUAUCUUCAGUGACUCUUCUAAAGAAGGCUGGCUCAACUUCAGGCAGCUCAACACUGAGAAGAGCAAGCGUGUGAGCGGGGGUUCGAGGUCGUGGAAGCAGAUGUACGCUGUGCUGCGAGGCCACGCCCUCACGCUCUACAAGGACAAGAAGGACGGCAUCUCUCACGCCUCCUCCCACUCCCAGUCCGACGACGACCCACAGCCAAUCAGCAUCAAGGCCUGCCUGAUUGACAUCUCCUACAGCGACACAAAACGCAAGAACGUGCUGCGGCUGACCACGUCGCACUGCGGGUACCUGUUCCAGGCGGAGGGCAGGGAUGACAUGCUGUCCUGGAUCAGAGUCAUCCAGGAGAAUAGUAAUCUGGAUGAUGAGAGUGCUGGUAUAACCAGCCAGGACCUGAUCAGCAGAAAGAUCAGAGAGUACAACACCAUGAUGAGUGCCCCCAGCACCAAGACUGAGCCUUCCCCCAAAACCUCCCGGCAGUCACUCAGUAUCAGACACACACUCCUGGGGGGGAAGGGAGAAGGCAAGAGCCCACACUCACCCAAAACAGGAGAGAGGGAUGACUCCAGUCCUCCACGGGAUAAGGCUGCCUGGAGGAGGGGCAUCCCCGGCAUCAUGAGGAAGCCCUUUGAGAAGAAGGCCACAGCUGGGGUCACCUUUGGGGUGCGCCUCGAUGACUGCCCAUCUGCACAGACCAACAGGUUUGUUCCCCUCAUUGUGGAGGUGUGCUGUAAGCUGGUAGAGGAGAGGGGGCUGGAGUACACUGGGAUCUACAGAGUACCAGGGAACAACGCUGCCAUCUCCAGCAUGCAGGAGGAGCUGGACAAUAAAGGACUGAUGAGUGACAUCGACAUCCAAGAAGACAAAUGGAGGGACCUAAAUGUGAUCAGUAGUUUACUGAAAUCCUUCUUCCGGAAACUUCCAGAACCCCUUUUUACAAAUGAAAAAUAUGCCGAUUUUAUUGAAGCCAAUCGAACAGAAGACGCAGUGGAGAGGUUGAAAGAGCUCAAGAGGCUGAUCCUUGAAUUGCCCGAGCAUCACUAUGAAACCCUCAAAUUUCUCUCUGGACACCUCAAGUUGGUCUCUGAAAACUGUGAGAAAAAUAAGAUGGAGCCUCGUAACCUGGCCAUCGUGUUUGGUCCGACUCUGGUCAGGACCUCAGAGGACAACAUGACCAAUAUGGUCAACCACAUGCCAGACCAGUGCAAGAUAGUGGAGAACCUCAUUCAGCAGUUUGACUGGUUCUUCACUGAGGAGGGGGACGAUGACCCUGUUACCUCAGUGGAACAGGAGAGUACAGUGCAGUCUCAGCCUGUGCCGAACAUCGACCACCUGCUGUCCAACAUCGGCCGGACCACAACAACCACCUCAGCUGCGGAAGUCUCAGAUUCAGCAUGCAGUGACUCCUCCAAAUCAAAGCAGGGCUUGUGGGGCUCUGGGAAGGACCAGUGUAGCAGGGAGAUGCUUCGCUCCUCAUUCUUUGUCAGCCGCAAGCGUAAGAAGCCCAAGGACAAGGCUCAGCCCAGCAGCUCUGACGACGACCUAGACGCCGUGUUUGCUAAGAAGGAGCAGCCAGAACAACAGAGCAUGAGCCACCAGGACCUCCACCCAACCUGGUCCCUAGACAGCCAGACUGAUGUGGAGAGGGAGGCCAGCGAGAGAGGGGAACAGCCAGGGGACAGGGUCCAAUCCAACGGGAAAGAGUCCCGUUCAGACGGCCUCAUGUCUCAGCCCUCUCCAUCCCCCUCUCCCAAACACACCCCAUCCCCCUGCCUCCGUACCUCCUCCACACGCUCGCCCUACACCUCCCAGUCCCCCCGCCUCAGCCACCGCAGGCAGGUGGCCCACCAGUCAUCUCUGUCGGACCCACCCUCCAACUACGAUGAGGUCUCAGACCUGGGCACCAUGAACAGCACCAGCUCUCAGGCAUCUGUGACAGGACCCAGGCUGAGGCAUGGCAGGACAGGGGCCCUGGGACCAGAAACUGGGGCCAGUGGCCUGGGGGCCGAGGUCAGCUCCAUCACCUCAGAUUACUCCACCACCUCCUCCAUGACCUUCCUCACCGGGGCCGAGCUGAGCACGCUCUGUCCAGAGGUACACUCGGUGGCCGAGAGCAGGGGAGGAGAUGACGCUGAUGAUGAGCGUAGUGAGCUGAUUAGUGAGGGCCGGCCCAUGGAGACGGACAGCGAGAGCGACCUAUCGGUGUUUAUUGGGAGCGUGAAGGAGACCCGGCCGGGGAAAGAUUUCUGCCAAUCAGACGUGCCGGAUGCGCCCAGGCCCCUCCCCUCCCACAGACUCAUCGAGUGUGAUACUCUCUCCAGGAAGAAAUCUGCUGCGCGUCAGAAGACUGACAGCGAUUCCUCUUUGGACGGAGGGCAGAGCGACAAGGAUUCCAAUAGGCUGUCUCGCGUUCUGGGGGUGGUUAAGGGGCGUUCCACCAGCAGCCUUAGCUCCUCCUCCCGCAGCGAGUCAGAGAAGGGGAUUGAGCCUGCAUGGCGUCUCAAGAUCACAGACCGGCUGAAGUUCCGUCUGCGGACGUCUGUAGACGACAUGUUCGGGGUGGGUACCCAGCAGAGCCGCUCUCCAGAGGGACGCAGGGACAAGAAGAAGAACAUCAGACGCAGACACACCAUGGGAGGCCAGAGGGACUUUGCUGAGCUGUCUGUGAUGGGGGACUGGCAGGGGGGGGUGGGCGGGGGCUCGCGGGCAGAGCUGUCGGCCGUGGACCGGCUGAAGCCCAAGUGUUCUUCCCAGGACUUCUCCAUCCGGGAGUGGAUUGCCCGCGAGCGCCACCGCACCUCCAACCCCGAGGUAAGCCUGGACUUCUCUGAACACCAGGGGGCACUGCUCCCCCUACGCAACCCCGACCCCCAGAACCCCAACCACCAGGUCCAGGAGGCCCCGUCGUCGUCCCUCUCAGACCCCCUCUCACCACGCCCAACUCCAGCUGAGCUGCUGAACGGAGACACAGGUCCCCAGAGUAAAAGCCUGAAUCUGUCGGCCACCGCACACCCACACAAACUCUCUGGUGCUCAGGUGGUCCAGUCUCGCUUCUACCAGUACCUGUGAGAGGUGGUGUCUGUCUGUCUUUGUCUGUGAGAUGUGUAUGUGUUUGAGAGUCUGUGAGUGGAUGUGAAUGAUGUUUGUAAAUGACCAGUGAGCAUGUACAGGUACUGUGAAGUGACGUUAGUGUUUACUCAGUCUUUUUGGUGGUGUGUGUUUGUACGCUUAAAGUAAUAAGGGUUACUGCACAGGGGUGGUUUAUCUGACUGACACAAGGCAUGGAACAAAACAUUCAAUUCAUGUUGAUACAUUUUCUCCUUUUUCAUGACAAAUGACAGACUUUGGGAUGGGCGUUGGGGUAGAGAUAUCCUCACUCCUAACAGAAAUCUCUGUUAUGCUGAAGAUUGCGACUCGAGGGCCUCUUGCUCAUGGAUGAACUGAUGAGUCAGAAAGUUGAUUGGUGUAAGGAAGUGUAAACAUGGCUGGUGUUUCAAGUUAAAGAUUGUGAAAAGGUUGGUAAGUGAAAAUACAGUAACUGACUUGUAAGAGGUAGGCUACAGUAGUGAAAAAAGUUUUUUUUUUAAAGUAUUGCAGAUGAACUAUUUUUGUUGUAUGAGGGUCUCGGUUGGUUAAAAGUGAGUCCUUCAGUAACCAAAUGUUAAGAAUGUAUGACGUGCUUGCUGUAAUACUGACUAUAAAGCUUUAGUUGCUUGUUCACAUUUUAAAUUGUACAGAUUCCACUCCCUCUCUCUCUACUUGAAGUGUGUUUUUAUUUUCGGGAUAGCCUGUGUUUUGGCCUGCCAUAUGUGCUCUGUGACCGCCAUCGAGUGACCUCUUUCAAGGUGCAUUGUGACAAGACUCUGGACUAACGGCGUCAUGAAAAUACAAAAAACCUUUUUAUUCCACCCUGUUAAGAAAAAAGCAGUGAACUACUUCACUCUAAUUCAAUAUGCCGUGUGCUUGUGGUUUCAUGCUUUGGUCAAUUAAGGGCAUGGGAUGGGGGUCAAGAGGGAGAUAAAUAUGAAUAAUCAAAUCUGAAAUCAUGGUUCUUUCGCAAUAGGAAGUGCCUCAUAAUGAAAUGUAAAGGGUGCCAAAUCGUCUUUGUUGAGAUGCAUAAAGAUUUUACUGUGAAUGACAUUAUCGUGGACUCACACUGUCAUUCUACAGGUUCUCUUAAACAGAGGAACGCCAAGCUUCCAUUUCCUAGGCAUUCCACUUUGGUCUUCACCUUUUUUAUACUUUAGUUUUUUCAUUUUGGAUUAGCAGAACUUGAAUUUAAAAUAUUUCUGUAUAAAGUAGCAUAAAUGCCAUGUUUUAGCUGCCUUUGUUUUAUUUCCAUCAAAUUUCCAGAAUUUUUUUCUAAGUAAAAAGUACAGUAUUGAGAUGUUGCUGAUGGUAGAUUACAGACUGGUGAUAGUCCAGUGGUUCUCUGGGGAGCGAUGACAGAUUCCUCCCUGCAUGUGAAAAGGCUUCAUUGAGCUGCCGGACCGUUUGUAUCUUUAUGGCAUGUUUUGAGUGGAGGGCCAUGGGCUCCUAAACACUGGAAAUAAAUCUUAUCAAUGGCUACAA